AUGAUAUCUUCAAGAGCAGUGGUAGUGGUAGCGAUGGGUCAAGCGGGCAGCGAGGAGGAGGACGAGGACUCCGACCAUUUCGACGAAGUGUCCAACCGGGACUCCGAUGAAAGGUACGUGGAAGACUCGGACCAGGACUCCGACAAAGGCUCCAACGACGACUCCGAUGAGGAAUCCGGCGGCGGCGAUGUCUCCGACGACGACUCCGACGAGGGAUCCGACGCCAGCUCCGACGCGGGCUCCGACUCCAACGAAGGGGACGACAAGACCGAGGAGACACCUCUCGAACCUGGCACUAUAAUCGAACGUAUCACCGAUAUCGUUUAG
Messenger RNA from Eremomyces bilateralis CBS 781.70, 327 nucleotides. RefSeq lists its product as uncharacterized. The record is from RefSeq and is a predicted model, not a curated record. The transcript has a single exon. Lineage: Eukaryota; Fungi; Ascomycota; Dothideomycetes; Eremomycetales; Eremomycetaceae. The coding region runs from base 1 to 327 and encodes 108 amino acids.